This is a messenger RNA of Gigantopelta aegis, 1741 nucleotides long. RefSeq lists its product as uncharacterized. The coding region runs from base 20 to 991 and encodes 323 amino acids. The transcript has a single exon. The record is from RefSeq and is a predicted model, not a curated record. Lineage: Eukaryota; Metazoa; Mollusca; Gastropoda; Neomphalida; Peltospiridae.
AUACCAAAUAUUUGGAAGAAUGUGCGGACCGGAGGUUUUCUUCUUGCUUGGAUUUUCAGUGUGCCUUUCAUUAAUGUACAUUAUCUCUAUAUAUAAUAGGCCUAUUGCUUCAGUUGAACCGACAUUGAAUAUACGUGACCAGCCCGAUGCACCUAACCAAAGCAAGGUUUUUAAAUGGACAGGAAAGGGAUGGCAGAGGUUAAUAAAUUUCUGCACUUGGUCCGACUUCCAUGACUGCAGUAUGUUGAAAACGCCCAAUGGGGAUACGCCUAUUUUCCACCAUGACCCCAAACACGACUACACUUCCGGCAUACUGAUGAAUUCUGGGAUGAAAGAACCGCAGACGAUCAGAUCAAUUCUCGACUACCUCGCACACGACCACAGCAUCACGUUUCUUGAUGUGGGCGCACACGUGGGCUCCAUAGGUCUCCAGAUGGCUAAAGCUGGCUACGCAGUCGUCACCGUCGACCCGUUGCCGGAAAACGUCGGCAGACUGUGCAAGUCGGUGGAAAGGGGACGAUUCGUGGACAGUGUCACUAUACUCUUCUCGCCAGUAUCCGACGCCCACAAAACCGUGGCCUUCAAACGCAAGUGGAACAUUGGUGAAACUAAAGUUGAACUGGUGUCGACAGAACACACAGAGUAUAAGACUGCAACGCCUUCAUGCGAGUUGUCUCCAUUGCUUUCAAGUACAGCGACUCUGGAUAACGUUUUGCCCUUUAUAAAAUCGCACAAAGUGUUCGUGAAAAUCGAUGUUGAAUCUCACGAAUAUUUUGUUAUUAAAGGUGCGGAGGACUUUUUCAGACAAAAAGAGGUUGUGGGAAUCUUCAUGGAAUGGAUUCACGUGAAGAAAACACCGGAAGCAGUAACAUUAAUAUCCUUAUUAAAUAACUAUGGCUUCAAAGCAUAUGAACUGAAUACCAUGGUCGAGGCACUUAUAAAUGAAGAUUAUAAGAACUGGCCUAUGGACGUUAUUUGGAAACGACCUUAAAAAUAAAUAUUCAGUGAUUUGCUUAAUACUUCUGUAUUUUAAAUAUGUUUCUUAUUGUAACAUAAUAUUCCAAUGAUUGUAAUACUUUAAACAAACACACACCAUAAUCAUUAAUAUUAGCCUGUCAUAUAUGGGUUCUUUUCAUGGCACAUUACAUGGAAAUAUUCAGGAACGUUUAACCCGUUUUGCUAUUUUGAGAUGACCAUAAGCCAGCUAUUUUUCAAGAAUCGACAUUGUUUUACUGCCCCAGAUGAUUCAAGGUUCCCUGUCCUUGACACUAUCGUAUUAAUCUAUCAGUGUGAUACUGUCAAAUAUAGGCAGCAUUAAAUCAUUGACGUACAUUGUUUUUAUAACACACAUAUGUAUAUCUCGAUUCCAACAAAAGUGCCUGUAGUUUUUGCAACAAAUCACCUGAAACCAUACAACGCCUUUUAUUUGAAUGUAGUUUAGUACAUUCUCUGUGGGAAGCAAUAGAAUAAUGGAUAAGAAAUGAAACUGGAAUUAAUAUUACUCUAAGCAGAGAUAUAGUUAUGUUAGGCAUGAUUAACAACGAGAAAGGUACUUUUGUAAAUUGGCUGACUAUCAACAUAAAAUAUUAUAUUUACAGUAUGAAAACACAAAAAAGAAAUUUGCAUGUCAAUGCCGCGAAAAAUAUUCUACAAAAUAAUUUUGAAAUAGAAAAAUAUAUUUAUUAAAAAAAUUGCAACUAUGAAGCAUUUCAUAAGGAAUGGACACCCUAUAAAAGACUCU